Molecule: messenger RNA, 1701 nt
Organism: Lactuca sativa (garden lettuce)
Lineage: Eukaryota; Viridiplantae; Streptophyta; Magnoliopsida; Asterales; Asteraceae
Source: RefSeq, a predicted model, not a curated record
UAAGUAUCGCGCUAGCGCAAUCCAACCAACAAAGUAACUACAGAUUUGCAAUUGUUUUCAAGAUCUUUCUGCAAUCAUUUUGAAUUAAUCUAACUUUUUGAAUCCUUGCUUUGAAUAUCAGGUACAGAUUAUAUGAAGUUCGUAGUUAAUGCAACGCAGCUUCCUCUGGAGGACACAUACGACUACAUAAUAGUCGGCGGCGGCACCGCCGGUUGCCCACUGGCAGCGACGUUAUCAAAAACCUACCGUGUUCUUCUUCUUGAAAGAGGCGGUCUUCCUUUCGCGAACGCUAACCUCAUGACUCGUGAGGGUUUCCUCCCUACACUCACUAACUUUGAUCAAUUUGACUCUCCUGCUCAGGCGUUCACUUCCGAGGACGGCGUCCCCAACGCCCGUGGCCGCGUUCUUGGCGGCAGCAGCGCCAUUAAUGCCGGAUUUUACAGCCGAGCAGAUGAAGAUUUCUACAAAAGAUCCGGGAUCAAUUGGGAUACGCAUGUGGUGCAGCGAUCUUACGAAUGGGUUGAGAAAGCUAUCGUGUUCCAUCCGCAGUUACAGACAUGGCAAACAGCCAUCCGUGACGGAUUAAUUGAAUCCGGUAUCGAACCUUAUAAUGGUUAUACUUUAAAUCACACUUUAGGUACCAAGAUUGGUGGCUCGACGUUUGACAGCUCCGGCCAUCGACACAGCGCCGCUGAUCUUUUAAACAUGGCUAAUUCAUCCAAUAUCAAGGUGGCGAUCUAUGCCACCGUGGAGAGGGUUUUGUUCGCUCCUUCAUAUUCUUUGUUGUCCAGACAGAAUGCUAUAGGAGUUGUGUUUCAUGAUCUGAUCGGCGGCUAUCAUCAUGCAAUGUUACGGAAUAACGGAGAGGUCAUUCUCUGCACCGGCGCCAUUGGCAGCCCGCAGCUGCUUCUCCUGAGCGGCAUUGGCCCACGCCCUUAUCUUUCUUCUUGGGGGAUACCCGUCGUACGUCAUUCUCCAUACGUCGGAAAUUAUAUGUAUGAUAAUCCACGCAACGGAAUAUCGAUCGUGUCGCCGGUUCCACUGGAGCAAUCUCUCAUACAGGUUGUGGGCAUCACCGAUUCCGGUGCUUAUGUUGAAGCAGCAUCCAAUGUUCUCCCUUUUUCUUCACCUGCAUACUCCGUUUUCCUCCGACCGACUUCUUCCCCCUUGUAUCUUACUGUUGCUAGCAUCAUGGAGAAGAUUAUCGGACCACACUCUUCUGGGACACUUCGAUUGGCGUCCACAGACGUGAGAACCAACCCUAUUGUGCGAUUUAACUACUUCAGUAAUCCGGUGGAUCUAGAAAGAUGUGUGAACGGAACUCGAAAGAUCGGAGCCUUGCUUAGAAGCCGAGCCAUGGAUGAUUUCAAGUUCUGGGAAUGGUCCGGUACGGAUUUCAGAUUUGUGGGUCCUGCAUUGCCGAUUGACCAAUCGAGUAACAUUCUGAUGCGUGACUUCUGUCGCCGGACUGUGAGCACAAUAUGGCAUUACCACGGCGGAUGCGUCGUCGGAAGAGUGGUGGAUCACAAUUUGAGGGUCGCCGGCGUUCAUUCUCUUCGCGUGGUGGAUGGUUCCACUUUUACAGUCUCACCGGGGACCAAUCCACAGGCUACUGUGUUGAUGCUUGGCAGGUAAUUUGAGUAAUUUCUCUUUUAGCGAUCUUCAAGGUUUCUUUGCGUUGAAUUUGUGUGACGAUUGUUG